Messenger RNA from Aureobasidium pullulans EXF-150, 1638 nucleotides. Its product is annotated as alpha/beta-hydrolase. Gene Ontology annotation, biological process: proteolysis. The coding region runs from base 1 to 1638 and encodes 545 amino acids. The transcript has 5 exons. Gene Ontology annotation, molecular function: serine-type carboxypeptidase activity. NCBI's taxonomy places the organism in Eukaryota, Fungi, Ascomycota, Dothideomycetes, Dothideales, Saccotheciaceae. The record is from RefSeq and is a predicted model, not a curated record.
AUGAAGGUGUCUGUUCUUUCGACUUUACUCUUCGCCGCUGGUGCGAUUGCUGGUCGCAGUCCUCAACAUGUCAACAAGAAGUUGCCUGAGCGCAUGCGUCGUGAACCUGCCGGCGACUUUCCUGCUGUAGGUCUCGACAAGAGAGCUGCUUCCAAGAAGAAGAAGCACAUCAUCCCCCAGAACAGCAACACGACAAAGUAUGCUGUUGAUGGCACCAAGAUUCCUGAUGUCAAUUUCGAUAUCGGCGAGAGCUAUGCUGGCCUCAUGCCCAUCUCCUCCCAACAGAACGCUAGUGAGCUAUACUUCUGGUUCUUUCCCUCGGCGGACACCCACGCCAGCGAUGAGAUUGUCAUCUGGCUCAAUGGUGGACCCGGUUGCAGCAGUCUUGAGGGUCUGCUACAGGAGAAUGGCCCAUUCCUUUGGCAGUACGGAACUUACGCGCCGGUGAAAAACAACUACAACUGGAACAAUCUUACGAACGUGGUUUGGGUAGAACAACCAGCCGGCACUGGCUUCAGUUCAAAGGGAAGCACGCCAGCCGCCACCAACGAAGAAGAGGUAGCAGAGCAAUUCGCUGGCUUCUGGGCCAACUUCAUGAACACCUUUGGUCUCCACAACAAGAAGGUCUACAUCACUGGCGAAUCCUACGCUGGCUUCUACGUUCCGUACAUCGCCGACAACUUCAUCCAGAAGAACAACUCGCGUCUGUAUGAUGUCCAUGGCAUUAUGAUAUACGAUCCCUCAAUCUCCUAUGAUGUGGUUCUGCAGGACAUUCCAGCCACUCCAUUUGUUGACUACUGGGGCCCUCUGUUCAACCUGAAUCAGACUUUCAUGGACGAUAUCCACAACCGCUCCGAUGCUUGCGGCUACACUACGUUCAUGGAGGAGGCUCUUACCUUCCCUCCCAAGGGUCUGUUGCCCUCUCCUCCCAACGCCGACUACAGUAUGCCUGGCUGUGAGCUCUGGAACGAUAUCUACAACGCUGUCAGUCUCGUCAACCCCUGCUUUGAUAUCUACCAGGUUGCUACCACCUGCCCUCUACUCUAUGAUGUUCUCGGCUUCCCCGGUAGUUUCGACUACCUGCCCGAAGGCGUCCAGAUUUACUUCAACCGUACCGAUGUGCAAAAGGCAAUCAACGCGCCAAUUCAAGAGUGGGAAGAGUGUACCGGCGGAAUCCUACGCCGUGACACAAGCGAGUACACCAGUCUCAGUGUCUUGCCCAAGGUCAUCGAACACACCAACAACGUCAUCAUCGGUCAGGGAAUGCUCGACUACAUCAUCUCCUACAACGGAACUCUGAUGGCCAUUAACAACAUGACCUGGAACGGUGCUCAAGGAUUCAGCAAGGGCCCUUCAGCCUAUGAGGAAUUCUUCGUCCCUUACCACUCCGAGCUUAACCUGGGAGAUCUUGCCGGCUCGGGUGUUCAGGGUGCCUGGCACACUGAGCGUGGUCUGACUUUUGCCACUGUCCAGCUUUCCGGCCACAUGAUUCCUCAGUAUGCGCCUAGCGCUGCGUACCGCAUGGUCGAGAAGCUGCUUGGAAGAACCAAGACCCUUGGUGACAAGAGCAACUUCAGCACUCAGAAGGGCAACUUUGGCAACUCCUUCAACUUCAUCACCGCCAAUGUCACCAAUUAG